AUGCGGACAUUUAUUAUCGCCCUUCUUGCUCUGUCGAUAGGGGCUUCAGCUACUCCAUCCAGGCGAGGGGAUUCCGGGUUACCAAAAGCUCAUGUCAAGAACGGAACAUACGAAGGGGUGUACUCACCUGGGUACCACCAAGAUUUCUUUCUAGGAGUUCCAUUCGUGCAGCCGCCUGUGGAUAACCUCAGAUUCCAGUUACCGCAGUCCUUGAACACAACUUGGGAGGGUAGUAGGGGUGCAAAAGAUUACUCCCUCCUUUGCGUUGGAUAUGGGCUCGACCAAACAUUCUACAACCAAUCCGAGGACUGUCUCUAUCUGAAUGUUGUUCGCCCCGCUGGUUUCGAGCAGAAGCAGCUUCCAGUAGGUUUCUGGAUCCACGGUGGAGGUUUUGUCAAUGGUGGUGCCGGUGACCAGCGUUACAAUCUUUCAUUUAUUGUGGAGCAGUCGGUCAAAAUAGGAAAGCCUAUUAUUGGUGUCUCAAUCAACUAUCGACUUAGUGCGUGGGGAUUCCUCCAUUCUAAUGAAGUCGUGGGAGAAGGCAUCACAAACCUGGGUCUGAGAGAUCAGCGCAUUGCUCUGCACUGGGUUCAGGAGAACAUUGCCGCCUUUGGAGGAGACCCUAGAAAGGUAACGAUAUUUGGCGAAUCUGCCGGCGCUGCCUCCGUUGGCUUCCAACUUACUGCCUACGGCGGUCGUGAUGACAAGCUCUUCCGUGCAGCGAUAUUGCAGUCAGGAAAUCCAAUUUAUUAUGGAGAGCAAAAUGGAACACAGAGCUCCCAAACCUACUUCGAAUCUGUUGUGUCAGAAGUUGGAUGUUACGGCGCUUGGGACAGGGUCCAAUGCCUGCGCGAGGUCCCUUUCUUGAAACUGAAUGCUACGGUAGGCAAUUAUAGCGGAACUGGGACUUUUGCACCUACAAUAGACGGUGACUUUGUCCAAAACUAUGGCAGCCAGCAACUUAAGGAAGGGCAAUUCGUCAAAGUGCCUAUCAUUACUGGUGCAAACAGCGACGAAGGCGCCUCCCUGGGCCCGACAGGAAUCAACAAUACCGAGGACUUUAAAGCUACAUUAUCCAGAUUUCUACCUCCUUCAUUCCAAGAUGCCAUCCUCGAGGCAUACCCAGACGAUCUAUCCGUCAACGUCGUUGCCAGCCUAGGCGACCAGCGCCCAGCACCAUCCUACGGUGCGCAGUUCCGUCGAAGCGCAUCAUUCUGGGGCGACUACUACUUCAUCGCGUCGAGACGAGAGACGGCCCGGACAUGGGCCUCCCACGGACUCCCCGCAUAUGCCUACAGAUUCAAUGCCAUACCCGCCGGUGUUCCUCCCGAGGUCGGGGUUGGCCACUUCAAAGAAGUCGGCUUCGUGUUCAACAGCCUCGAGGGUGUAGGCUACAGACCAGACAUCCUACCGUUCGAGGGCAAGGGCCAGAGCUAUAUUGACCUUGCCGGUUUGAUGAGUUCUUCCUGGGCAAGCUUUAUAUAUGACCUAGACCCUAAUUACUAUAAAGGACGGGAUAGCAAGAUUCCUAACUGGCCGAAAUAUGACGUGGAGGACCCGCAGGACUUUGUUUUUGAUGCUAAUGUGACUAGCCAUGCGGAGCAGGAUACGUUUCGGGAGGAGGGAAUUGCGUUGAUUAAUGAUAAUGCGCUUGGUGUUUUGCAUAGAUAG
This is a messenger RNA of Aspergillus puulaauensis, 1671 nucleotides long. RefSeq lists its product as uncharacterized. Bases 1 to 1671 code for a protein of 556 amino acids. The transcript is spliced from 3 exons. NCBI's taxonomy places the organism in Eukaryota, Fungi, Ascomycota, Eurotiomycetes, Eurotiales, Aspergillaceae. The record is from RefSeq and is a predicted model, not a curated record.